AUGUGCGAGAACGUAGAAACCGGCGUAGAAGAAGCAGCAGCGAAUGCUUGUGCUUUAUUGCUGCCCGAAAAAUCGAAAGAGAGGUACACAUUUAUAUAUUCCAAGUUUAAAGAGUGGCAAGCGGUGAAGCAUUUGAAUAUUGUUGAUGAAAAUGCACUUUUGGCAUAUUUCUUUGAGCGUUCCCAACAUUUGAAGAGUCCAGCAAGUUUGUGGAGUGAAUACUCUAUGCUCAAGACAACAUUAUCCAUUAAUGACAGUAUAGAUUCAAAAAAGUAA
This is a messenger RNA of Ceutorhynchus assimilis (cabbage seed weevil), 276 nucleotides long. NCBI's taxonomy places the organism in Eukaryota, Metazoa, Arthropoda, Insecta, Coleoptera, Curculionidae. The record is from the annotation of a GenBank genome assembly.